Schizosaccharomyces cryophilus OY26 is the source of this 798-nucleotide messenger RNA. RefSeq names its product phosphatase activator. The transcript has 3 exons. NCBI's taxonomy places the organism in Eukaryota, Fungi, Ascomycota, Schizosaccharomycetes, Schizosaccharomycetales, Schizosaccharomycetaceae. The record is from RefSeq and is a predicted model, not a curated record. Bases 1 to 798 code for a protein of 265 amino acids.
AUGUCACUACCCAUUGAUCGAAUUAAUACCAAAGAUAUCCUUUCUAAUGAACUUUCAAAUCAAGUAAACUCAUUUCCUCUACAUAUCUACUUCAAUAUACGAGGAAAGUUACUUAUGAUUGAAAGAUCGGAAUUAUUGUACUUACCACAUUGUCUUAUUGGAAUGUUAUUUACGAAAGGAUUCUCUCCCUUAUUACAAAAUGAAGGUGGUAGUCGCGAGACUUGUUUAAAGUGCCAUCUAAUCGAUCCUGCUGUUUGCAGUUGGUUGUUGGACUCAUAUUUACGAUUAUUUCUUAAGAAUCCGAAUUAUUCUGCUUUAAGAGUUAGAGAAGAUCCUUUGAAAGAAACGACGUUCGUCUUUUUGCUGGUAGAAUUCUGUGACAUAUAUGUGAUACCCGAAAAUUCAGGGCAAGGAGUGAGCCUAAGUGUAAAAGAGAAACUUUUGGAACAUUACUACAGAAGCUGGAACAUUUUUGAAACCUGUCCGAAUUCCUUUUUUAUUGGCGAUAAUAAGGAACGGAAAGCUUUCGUUCAUUUGAUGAAUGAAUGUGGUUUCAGUAUAAGGGAUAAAUGGAGUCGAAGAGUCAAAGAGCCAAAACGAAUGUCAUUAUCUUCAUAUCAUAUUUCUACAUUACGGUGUACGCCUGAAAAUGCGAAUACAUGUGAAAAACUAUUAAGAUUUUGGAAAAGCCCAGGGCAUAAAUGUUGGUGGUUUGAAAACCCGCAUACGUUCAAUAACACUGUUCUAAAUGUUUGGCGCCGCAAAUUUUGGACUUUGGAACUUAGCGUUACAGGAUAA